UAUAUAUAUAUGAAAUCUCGUAUUGGUAUGUGGUGUUACUAUUUUCCCCUGACGAUGGAUUCAUUACCGUAAUGCCCCCUCGUGCAUUGACUAUGUUGAUGAACCCCUGAAAUGGCCAUAGGGACUCUUGACUUCUGGCCUGAUUCAUUCCGUAAUAAAAUUUUCUACCGAAUCUUUGCAAUUCAAUAUCCAUCUGACCAAAACCAAGAAGAAUGGUGGAAAUUAUUCAAGCCAUGUGCAUCACAACGUCUGUUUAUUCCGCAUAUCUUAGUAGACGUUGAUUCCUUACUUUACGUUGAUACAGAUGUUCUGUUCUUGAGUCCAGUCACUGCUAUAUGGGAAAUCUUCAACAAAUUUUCUGAAUCCCACACAACAGGACUAGCACCAGAGCAUGAAGAUGCUGGUACUGGGUGGUACAACAGAUUUGCUCAACAUCCAUUUUUUAAACCUUUAGGUGUCAAUUCAGGUGUUAUGUUGAUGAAUUUGACAAGAAUCAGAUGCACAAAAUGGCAAUCGUUAAUCAUAGAAUAUUACAAGACUUACAGAUAUAAAAUUGUUUAUGGAGACCAAGACCUUGUGAAUAUCUAUUUUCAUUUCAAUGCAGAUGAAUUAUAUAUAUUUGAUUGUCACUGGAAUUAUCGCCCAGACCACUGUAUGUAUAUGAGUGUAUGUAAAUCAGCAGAAAAAGAAGGAGCUGCUAUUAUACAUGGUUGUCGAAGAGUCAUGCACAAUGAUCAACAGCCAGCAUUUAGAUCAGUUUAUCGCACAUUUAAACAACACAGAUUUGGAGCAGAUCUCCAACAUGAGUUACUGCCAAAUUUAAAAAGAGAACUCAGCACUGUCGCAUCAACAAAUUGUGGGAAAGUUGCAUACAUUUUUGUCAAAAGACUACAGGGAGAAGUGCUGAAAAUACUUCAAUGAAAAGACAAAGAAAACAUAUUCUGUUAUUCUUUUAGUGGUUUCCAUAAUUUGACUGCAGCCAAGUUUUGUAUUUAAUCAAAUCAACCUCAGUACUAUUUUAUGAAAAGUUUAAGUUUCCAUUUUUGGCAACACACCAUUUAACACACCAUUUAACAAAUGUAAACAUAAAUAUACAUGAACAUAGACACACACAAAUACAUAUAUUUAUAUAUAUCUUACUAUCAUCAAUUGUCAUCUAAUAGUCUACCACCUUCUCUCUCACUCUCUCUUCCUUUACUCUCUCUUCUUUCACUUUCUUACUCCCACCACAACAAUUCUAUUACUUCACUAUAAUUCUUUUGUCUCUUUCAACUGGAGAUGAGACAAUUCUCUGAUGCAAGUGAACAAAGAAAGACAAUAUGCGAGGAGGUACCCAAAAGUAACCCGAAACUGCAUCAUCUGCAUAAAAAACAUCUCUUGUAUUAGAAAAUAUCUAGAGAGAUGUAACCAAGAUUUCAUGUUACCAUCAAAGCCACAGAAUGGAAUAUUGGAAAUUUGAGAACUAAAGAGGUUGUCCUUAAUUAAAACUUGCCUCCAGUCAUAGAUAAGAAUUGUGCAGUGAUAAUUAUCUGAACCUACCAAUCUGUCCAUGUCACAUCACCCUCAUCUUCCCAUAUGUCUGUGCAGAUUAGAGCUAUGCCUAGUCUCUAUUUUGUUUUCAUAAGGGCUUUUAAGCUAAAAUAUCAUAAUAUAAGGUAAAAGUGUAAAUAUUUGUUUUCACUCCUGUAUUUUUAACAUACAUUAUAGUAACUUUUAAUAUCACUUUGAAGUCUAUUUAAUAACCUUUUAAACAAAUUAAACUCCCUAAUAUUUAUGUAUAUUUUAAUAGGAAUUAAAAAGAUAUAAUCAAUUCAUUGAGUUGAAAUAUU
Molecule: messenger RNA, 1829 nt
Organism: Octopus bimaculoides (California two-spot octopus)
Lineage: Eukaryota; Metazoa; Mollusca; Cephalopoda; Octopoda; Octopodidae
Product: glucoside xylosyltransferase 1
Biological process (GO): protein O-linked glycosylation via N-acetylgalactosamine
Molecular function (GO): UDP-xylosyltransferase activity
Source: RefSeq, a predicted model, not a curated record